AUGGUUAAUAUACAUUUAUAUCUUCACACCACGAACAUUCCUAGAACUAAUAAUGUUUCUCCAAAAAAUGUCGCCAUUAAUAUAUCACCUGUAGGACCAAUUCCAGAUGUAAUAACUCUUGAUUAUAUAAAAGAAAAUCUUGAACAAAUUCAACUAAUGAAAGAUUUAAUAAUCAAAGAAAAAUUAAAAAAACUCAAAUUAUUAAAAAAAAAUGAAGAAUUAAGAAUUGCAAAAUUGAAAGAUAAUAUAUUUAAAAUAUACCAAUUUAUUUUAUAUUUAAUACCUAAUACAAUAUACUACACUAUUGAAUUUAUAAAUAAUAUUCCAGAAAUAGAGUUGUCACCUCCAAAAAUUUUUAAAAUGAAAAAAAGGAAAAGUAAAUCAUUUUUAGAACUAUGGAGUUCUUUAUAUGAAAUAUUGGAAGAAAGAGUUCAUAAGUAUCAAAUUGGAGGAUAUGUAUUUGGAUUUGGUUUAUUAGCAGGAAUAGGAAAAUCUAUACAUUCAAUCGUUGCUACACCAGCUGUUUGUAUUAAAUAUGCUGCUGCUUUUUCAAAAUUCUCGGCGGCUGUUUGUAAAUCUAGUACUACAUUACAGGUUUCUUCUGGUGCUAUUGCUACUAGUGCAAACUCUAUGAAAUUUUAUGAAAAAUUAAAACUUUUAGAGGCAGCAUGUACAGCAGCAUCAGCUUCUCCUGAUCCUGCUACAAAAGUAGUAGCUGCAAUAAUAAUUGUUAUACUUGUUAUAAUACUUUUAGUAUUUUUAUAUUAUGUAAUAAAAAAAUCAGGUAUUUUAGAAAAUGAACAUGUUCAAAAAGUAAUUGUUCCUAUUCAAAAAUUUUUUGAUAAAUAUAUAACUAAAAUGAAAUAUUACUUUAAAGAUGUGAUAUAUUAUAUAAGCCAUUAA
Messenger RNA from Plasmodium adleri (nom. inval.), 903 nucleotides. Its product is annotated as Plasmodium exported protein, unknown function. The coding region runs from base 1 to 903 and encodes 300 amino acids. The transcript is spliced from 4 exons. The record is from RefSeq and is a predicted model, not a curated record. Lineage: Eukaryota; Apicomplexa; Aconoidasida; Haemosporida; Plasmodiidae.